ACAAACCAGGGACAGUUCCCGAGAUAGCAGAAAAGAAUCAAACUCAUCCAAAUCCAGCUAUACACCCAGUUCCGGCAGUAAGCCAAAUAUCUGGCCUACAUCACCGGCCAAACUUCUAGGCUCCGGCAGAGUAGAGAAGGAGGAUGAUGGAGUGCUUGUAAUAGAUGAGGAGAAUAGCAUGGAUUCAAAUUCACUUAGUAACAUGAGUGCUGCGGAGAUGAAUGCAGAGAACUACCACGGACACUACAUGAACGAUGAGAGCCCCCCGGCCCCCGGGAUGAUCAGAGUUGUUGGAGCAAACGGGAAAGCUGAAUGGAAACGGUACAAGCAGUACACCAAGGAUGAUAUUGUUGCUGCAAUUGAAGAAGUAAAAAAUGGGAUGAGUGCAUUGCAGGCGUCGAGAAAAUACGGGGUUCCAUCACGCACACUGUAUGAUAAGGUUCCUAUGAUCAACAGUCUUGGCAUGCAGACCAACGAAUUCAGACAAAUAGACUAA
This is a messenger RNA of Eurytemora carolleeae, 496 nucleotides long. RefSeq lists its product as uncharacterized. The record is from RefSeq and is a predicted model, not a curated record. Gene Ontology annotation, molecular function: DNA binding. Bases 179 to 496 code for a protein of 105 amino acids. The transcript is spliced from 9 exons. NCBI's taxonomy places the organism in Eukaryota, Metazoa, Arthropoda, Copepoda, Calanoida, Temoridae.